AUGGUGUAUAAUGGCCUCAUGGUGCCUCUCAUUGUGAUGAACGUGUUCUGGGGCUUUGUCUGCCUCUUGGUUCCCUGGUUCAUCCCUAAGGGUCCUAACCGGGGAGUUACCACCAUGCUGGUGACCUGUUCAGUUUGCUGCUAUCUCUUUUGGUUGAUUGCAAUUCUGACCCAACUCAACCCUCUCUUUGGACCACAUUUUAAAAAUGAAACCAUCUGUUAUCUCAAGAACCAUUGGCCUUGA
This is a messenger RNA of Choloepus didactylus (southern two-toed sloth), 243 nucleotides long. RefSeq names its product V-type proton ATPase subunit e 1-like. The record is from RefSeq and is a predicted model, not a curated record. The transcript has a single exon. Gene Ontology annotation, cellular component: proton-transporting V-type ATPase, V0 domain. Gene Ontology annotation, biological process: proton transmembrane transport. Lineage: Eukaryota; Metazoa; Chordata; Mammalia; Pilosa; Megalonychidae. Gene Ontology annotation, molecular function: proton-transporting ATPase activity, rotational mechanism. The coding region runs from base 1 to 243 and encodes 80 amino acids.